UACGGGUGGUCCAAUACAUUUCUUUGCUUUGCGUUUUAUGCGGCACAGCUUCCCUGGGUUUUGGGUGCUUUUUUGUAUGAGUCCUUGGGUUCAAUUAGGGUUUUAGAUUUUUCUGCCAUUGCAAAGAACUGUAUCUUCUUCAAAUGGAUUCAUCAUCUCUCAAUUCUGUCGAAUUGGAACGAUUCCUCAAUCAAGAAAGGGAAAAAGCCAUGCUCAAUGAGAUGGUAGCAAAGCUUACAAGUGUGUGCUGGGACAAGUGUAUCACAAGUACUCCUGGGAGCAAAUUCAGCUCGAGUGAAUCAGCUUGCCUUUCUCAUUGUGCUCAACGAUACAUGGAUAUGACCCGUAUCAUUGUGAAACGUUUUCAGUCCAUGCAGUAAUGAGACCUUGCCUGCAGCCCUGGUUACAAGUUGUGACCUUUUCUUGUAUCCUUACAAUUAAUUAUUGACUGAAAAUCUGUUGCAUUUUUUUAACGGAUGCUCGUAUUUUCCUUUUAAAAUUCCUAUACAAGGACGGCUUUUGUGCUGUAUUAUUUCUGGUACAUUUUUGCCCAAUCUUAGGUCCAAUUUAUCU
Messenger RNA from Durio zibethinus, 573 nucleotides. RefSeq names its product mitochondrial import inner membrane translocase subunit TIM8-like. Lineage: Eukaryota; Viridiplantae; Streptophyta; Magnoliopsida; Malvales; Malvaceae. The record is from RefSeq and is a predicted model, not a curated record.